AUAAAGCGGCUCCCCGUCUCUAUAGCAACAGAACCCCGGAAGUAGCGCUGAUCUGCUUAAUGGACGUCUGUCUAGUUUAUUUAUCGUGUAAGAGUGUGUGAGUUUGCUUGCUCGCGAGUUUGUUAAUUUAGUUUUAGAAUUCUUAAAGAUGUCGCAGAACGUGGAAGAGGUGCAUAGACGGAGCACCAAGAAGAAAGUGUGGACACAGAAGGCGGUAGAAGUACAAGAGGAGGAGGAGAAGGAGGGAGAGGAGCUCAGUGAGCGAUGUGUGCUGCGUGGGAUCUUUAAAUUGGGAAAGAAGAGUCAUGAUGUGCUGCUCACAAAGACCAGACUGUCCUGGACCCCCAUCGUGCCGGAGAGCCCCACAGCUGACGUGAGGGGACAGAAAGCUCAUGUGCUGCUGCUACAGGACGUGUACGCAGUAAAGGUGAAGCGGCGGCGAACUGCAGGCCAACAGCCAGGGACUGGACCAGUGCUUGGAGUGGCGCUGCUUUGCUGCAAGAGAAAGGGAAGAAGGCUGGAGGAUGAUACGGUGCACCUCCACAAUGCCUCUUCCGAACACACACACAUCUGGUACAACGCUCUGAAGGAGCUAUUGAAAGGUUUUAGCAAUCGUCCCAAGUAUCUCAAAGUGUUCAUCAACCCCAGCAGUCACAAGAAGGAAGCCGUUCACAUCUACAGAGAGCAUGUGGCGCCUCUCUUCAAGAUUGCUGACGUCCGCACAGACAUCACCGUAACUGAAAAGAAGGGACACACUCUCUCGGUGAUGAUGGAAUCAGUGCUGGAUGAGUUUGAUGGAGUGGUGUGUGUUGGUGGAGAUGGAUCUGUGGCAGAGGCGUGUCACUCCCUGGUCCUCCGAGCGCAGCUUGAUGCUGGGUCUCCAGUUAAACCAGUCAGAGCAGUGCUUCCACUGGGCAUCAUUCCUGCUGGUUCAACUGACAUAGUUUCCUGUUCUGUGCAUGGAGUCAGAGAUCCCGUCACUGCAACCCUGCACAUCCUACUUGGUCACCUGCAGCAGGUGGACAUGUGCAGCUUCUCAUCUCUAGGUCAGGUCGUACGCUAUGGCUUCACCGCAAUGUUUGGAUUUGGAGGAAAGAGCCUGGCUCGUUCUGAGAAUAAUAGGUGGAUGCCAUCCUCAAGACGGAGAGAAUACGCUGUGGUUAAAACGCUUGCCAGAUUGAGACCUGAAGACUGUCAGCUGAAGUUCCUACCUGCAAAGAAAUUGUCUGGAGAUCCAGAUCUUGCCCUUCAGGAACAGAACACAGAGUUAGAGGAUAAAGACGAGGAGUCCUGGGUCACCAAAGAUGGUCUCUACCUUAAUAUCAUCAUCACUUCCAUUCCGUGUCUUAAUCCUCAUGCCCCCCGUGGACUGGCCCCUGACACCAGACUGUCAAAUGGCAGUGCAGAGCUGAUCACAGUCGGAGACACCAGUAGGUCUGAGUUCUUCAAGCACCUGAAGAGAUACAACAGCUCGAGUGGACAGUUCCACUUCACGUUCGUGAGUACACACACUGUGUCUGCAGUGAAACUGUGUGUGUGUCCACAAGCACACAUCGAUGACCCUGAGACUGACAGUGAGGAUGAGUCCAGGUCCUCCUCCAUUAUCCAUUCAGACAGCCAGAACUUUCCCUGGAAUAUCGAUGGCGAGCUGGUGGAGAUUGCUGGGAAAGUAACCAUCAGGGUUCACCCAUCACUCAUCACACUGUAUGGCGAGGAGGUGGACCAGGCAGAUGAGACGAUUCCCUGCAACUGCUUCUGACUCCAGCAGAGGGCACUGUCCUGAUCCUACCUGUCAUGUUGAGCGGUGGACUACGGAUCCUGCUCAGUCCAACUCUGAUGCGCUGCAGGAGGGAGCGGUGCACCCCGCUUCAAAUAUUCUUCUGUGCACACAAGUUGUGUCAUUUGUGGAGCAUAUGAUCAAAGUGUUUGUCAAAGUUCUUUAGCUUCAUGACUGCUGAUGUGAAUCGUUCACCAUCAACAGCUGUGGGAUUGUACUGCUGGAAACAUCACAGGUAAACGUCGCCAUCUGCUGUGUGACAUAAGCCAUUGAGGAAAGGGAAUACAACUGUCAAGUCUAUACACUUAGUCACAUACUUUGGACUCUGUGGAACAUCCAGGCAGCGUGCUGGGCCACAGUUGGUGGACACAGAACUCUUUUCUGCUUUGCUCACGGCCUCACUUAACAUAUUAAUUUGCCUUCUCAAGUAAGGAGGCAAAAAUGAUAUUACACUGUUUUGAAGCAACAAACUAGACUCAUCAUUGCGUCCCGUCUGUUCUUUCUCUCUGAAAGCAUCAUUGGUCUGAUAACUGGGCAUCAAUUUUCUAAAUAAUAUUUCCAUCAUUCUUCUCUUCAGUAACGUGUAUAUUAUCAUGUGUAUCAUCAUAUUAACAUGUGAAAUGUUUUCAGGAAUAUCUAGUUCUAAAUCCAGUGACUCGGCAGAAAACUAGUAGACUUCCAAACUCAGAUAAUGACCAUAACAGAAGUAAUGUCUUGAUAUCUAGGGCAGAAAGCAAACUGUCAGAAUAUGUCCAGUGUCUUAUAGCUAACAAAAUCAGUUUUGCAGAGUUUGUUUCUAUCUUUGUCUACAAAGAUGUGUGCAAGCAAGGUGUCUCUGUUUAUGAAUGUAUUGCAGUCAACUAGGGCCUUCAUUGUUGUGUCAGUUACAUGUUGCUUUCAGUGCUCAUUGACAACAAAAAUUUCAACAUUGAUUUUAAUGACUGACACGUGGUACAUAAGAAGGUAAAAAAAAAUCGACCAUCUUUUCCAAAUUCAGGUAUUUUAUCAGGACUCUCCUCAUGCUCCAUUUCUUUUUCCUCACUCAUAAGUUACCAGUUUCUGAUGCAGACUCCAUGUAAAAGCUGUGUAAACAUGCCUUAUUACCUGACCACUGUUGAGGCAGACAAAACACACAAAAGACAGCCAGAACUGGUAUUUGAUGUGGUGGCAUGGGACCAGCAUGACUUUACAGGAUGUGUACGAGCGCCCCACUGAAAUUCAGCAAUAGCCUUUUUUUUUUGUAGUAUUUUAUUUUCCAGUUUUCAAUAAUGCAAGACAGAACAUACAUAUCCCACCAAAUCCCCCCCUAAAAAACAAAAAAAAACCCCAAAACAACAACAACAAAAGGAAAGGGUGCACUCCACACAAAAAAAUAAAAAUAAAAUAUGAUCCUCUCAAGCGUUCGUACAUUAUAUUACAGAGAAAACAUUACAGUCCAGAGGUGUCCAGAGUCAUCCGUGCGAUGUAAUAUACAUUAAAAAUGGCUGCCAAAUCCGUUUAAACUUUUCGGUUCUACCUGCUAAAGCAAAAUGAAAAAAAAGAAAAAAAAAGAACUUCUUUAUUCCAGUACUGCAGAAUAGUCUUUUUUGUCAGAACCAUGCCAUAUGAAACUGCCGUUCUUUGAUAAUUAUUCAAAUCUUCCAUUUGUUGUGAGCUACCUAAAAUGGCGGUUCCAGGGUUAGGAGAUAAAUCUCUACACAAAACCUCAGAGUAAAUCUGAAAUAUUUCUUCCCAGUACUUAGUGAGUUUAGGGCAGAAAAAUAACAUGACCUAAAGUUCCCUCAGACUGUUUGCAUUUGAUACAUAAUGGAGACGAGGAUGGGUAAAAUGAGUGAAGCUUCACUCUAGAGUAAUGAAGCCUGUGUACUACCUUAUAUUGGAUCAACUGGUGCCUUGAGUUUACUGAACAAGAGUGGAUGUUGCAUAGGCAUUUAGACCAACAUUCUGCUGUUAUUUCUGUUCCUAUUUCACCUUCCCAUAAGGCCCUGUGGUGUUCAGCACUCGGUGUCAUAGAAGAGUCACAUAAGUUUACAAACAAAGAUACCAGGUGCUUUGUUGACGGUUUGGUUAUUAUAAGCAGCAAUAGCCUUUUUAGGGACCAUUGUGUUGACCACCACGGCAGUGUCUGUACUGCUGCACUGAAUGGAAAGAAGAAAGCUGUUUGAUCGCUCCUGUGCCAUCACUUUGACCAUGCAAUGUUAACCAUCACUUAACAUAGCUGUAAAUGGGACAUUUUAUUAAUCCUCCUAUCACCGGGGGGAGCCUUAUGAUUUGUGCUAGAGUGAUGUUUAACAUUCAGUGUGGCCGACCAAUGAUGGUGGACGCAAGUAAUGCAGAGAACGUUGAGGUUUGAUGAAAACACAUGGAAAGCAUUUAUUUCUUUGAAUCUGUAUUUACAAUUCAUGUUUCCACACUAAUUUCUAUUGAACAUGUGUUACCCUAUCAUGGAGCAUCUGAGAUUUCAAAGGGGUCAAUGAAGAAUUUGUAAUAAAAGUGAAAGCAUAUAAUAUUGAGAAGAACACUGAGGAUGAUGGUGAGCGCAGUGAUCACCACAUCAAGUAAAAACGUACUUCUGUUUUGGCUUUUUCUCCCCUUUUUGGGUAGCUGCAUAAUGUUGUCCCGAACAAUGUUUAUAAUGGUUGUUUCGACAAUGGGAAUCUGAAAAAUCACCACUGACUUCAGCAUGGUUUUUCCGUCAAACUUUUUCUCCAGGUCUUUCAUCACCAUGAUGCUUACAGGCUUCAGCUCUUCGUCUUUUGGGCAAAAUCCAUGAGGCACCUUCAGUCUCUUCAUGAUGCGAUCCACCAACCGCCUGGUGUGCGAUGUCCAGUCUUCGUAGGCCACUGAACGAAAAGCUCUAUACUUCGACAACACAAUGAUCAGCAAAAGACUCACAAAAAACCUGAGUGGGUCUUCUUCUUGUAAACCAGGGGGCGUAACGGACUCAUCUUCGGAGUAAAAUGAUGAUUCGACUUCAACAGACACAUCACUUUCAUCAAUGUCAUCACUUUCAUCACUUUCAUCAAUGUCAUCACUUUCAUCACUUUCAUCACUUGAAGUGUGACUCAUCAGGUGGGUGACAUCAGAUACGGUUCAUGUACUUUAUUACCUACAUCGCAUGGGUUGCGGAUCGGUUGCCAGAUAUAUAUCCUUCACUUCAUCAUAGAUAAAAGGUGGAGAAUUAUUGCGUUCUUAUUUUGAGUGUAUGACAUCAUAAUCACUACUUUGUAUUGCUUUUGCCUUUCAUUUCGUCAAGAUUAUAACCGCUGGGUUAGUCCAGCACUACCCGCAACCCUCAACUAAGCGCUGGUUAACUGAUGAUGUAUGAUCAUCCUCACAUGAGAAAAACAGCCCGUUUCCUGUAGUUCAAAAUUCGAUCAAGUGAAAUACAUACACUCACAUGCCAGUGUGAGCCCAGAUUCAUCAUUGCUGCAAUGACUCCCUGAACCUUUUAGAAUUGACAUGAAACUUUUAAAGCCUUUUAAAUCUUGGUCUGGCACCUGUGUAUUGUGUUUGUCUUGUUUUUCCUGCAACAAAUUGUUCUGAAUUUAUUUCAGGAUUUUUUUUUUUUUUUUGAAGAAGUCAGGCUUCAACCAAAAAAAGCUUCCUCGAGCAUCAGGACUGGGUCCUUAACUACUCACAUUAGUCUUGAUAGUCUACAUGAAAACUUUGGUGGCA
This is a messenger RNA of Synchiropus splendidus (mandarinfish), 5455 nucleotides long. It is a transcript of the gene cerkl, whose product is annotated as ceramide kinase-like. The record is from RefSeq and is a predicted model, not a curated record. Gene Ontology annotation, molecular function: kinase activity. The transcript is spliced from 14 exons. Bases 149 to 1759 code for a protein of 536 amino acids. NCBI's taxonomy places the organism in Eukaryota, Metazoa, Chordata, Actinopteri, Syngnathiformes, Callionymidae.